AUGGGAAAUACGCUAGAUCAAAAAGAAGAAAAACUAGCCCAUCCAACAUCACUCCAUAAAAAUGAUUUUACCUUUCAUUACGUGAUAGGUAAAGGAGGCUUUGGAAGAGUGUGAAAGGUUGAAAUGAAGAAAACCCAUCAAAUUUUAGCUAUGAAAGAAAUGCUUAAAAUUAGGGUUGUAAGUAAACGAAGUGUAUACUCAGUAAUGAAUGAAAGGAGGCUUUUAUCUAUCUUAAAGCACCCUUUUAUUGUGAACAUGCAAUAUGCAUUCCAAGAUAAAGACAAUUUGUAUCUCGGAAUGGAUUUGAUGAUUGGGGGAGACCUACGUUUCCAUCUCGGUCGAGUUCGAAGAUUCACUGAAGAAGAAACCCGCUUUUUUGUGGCGUGCAUUGUGACCGGCUUGGAAUAUCUCCAUGUAAACGGCGUCAUUCAUAGAGAUAUUAAGCCUGAAAAUUUAGUGUUCGAUAACAAAGGUUACUUACGUAUAACUGAUUUUGGUAUUGCUAAAGUAUUAACCCCAGAAAAUUUCAGAGAUACCUCAGGGACUCCUGGGUAUAUGGCUCCUGAAGUUAUGUGCAGAGAAAAUCAUGGGAUUGCUGUAGAUUAUUUUGCACUUGGGGUUUUAACUUAAAAAAUGGAUAAUUUUUCAUUAUUUAUAAAAAAUAUGAUGAUUUAGAUUAAUGAAAUAUGAUAUAGCUCAGUAAGGGCUAUAUUUUAUUAAUUAUCUGCUAUUUAUUUGGUGACAGUAAGAGCUCUACUCUCUUUGUAGAUUAUAAAAAAUAUUCGCAAAUUAUAAUUACCUUUUAACUUAUGAAUUUAUGAUCGGGAGAAGACCUUACUCUGGGAGAAAUCGAAAAGAAAUCAAAGACAGCAUGAUGUCAAGACAAGUGCAGUUAAAGAAAUCUGAUGUCCCAACAGGCUGGUCAAUGGAAGCAGCUGACUUUAUUAAUAAAUUGUUGCAAAGAAAGCCUGAAAAUAGGCUAGGGAAUAACGGACCUAGUGAAGUAAAAAACCAUCUAUGGCUAAGAGAUUUCCAAUGGAAAAAAUUGCUAGAAAAAAGUUUAGAUGCUCCUUAUGUUUGCUUAAGCGAAGAUAAUUAUGACCCAAGAGUCAAUAAUGAUUGAAAAGACGACAUAGACCCUGCUAUUCGACAGAAUUCAAUAGAAGAGCUCUUUGAGGGCUACUUCUUUGACGCUAGAUCUCCACAAAGAAAAGUAAGUGAUGAGAAAAUCCAGCUUCAAAGAGGUGAAGAAUCAACUGUACAGAUAAGAUAUCAAGAUAAUGUAAGACGAAGAGAUGACAUAUAA
This is a messenger RNA of Blepharisma stoltei, 1306 nucleotides long. The record is from the annotation of a GenBank genome assembly. Lineage: Eukaryota; Ciliophora; Heterotrichea; Heterotrichida; Blepharismidae.